Messenger RNA from Phytophthora sojae, 756 nucleotides. RefSeq lists its product as hypothetical. The coding region runs from base 1 to 756 and encodes 251 amino acids. Lineage: Eukaryota; Oomycota; Peronosporomycetes; Peronosporales; Peronosporaceae. The transcript has a single exon. The record is from RefSeq and is a predicted model, not a curated record.
AUGGAGGAACGUAAGGCUUACCCAGGACAACGAAAGAAGACGUCUGGCACAACAUCGCCCAAGACCACUACGGCCAAGAAGACUACGGCCAAGAUGGCCACCGCCAAAACGACUACGGCCAAGACGACUACGGCCAAGAAGACUGUGGUCACAACGUCUACUGCCACAACGACUACGGGCAAGAUGACUACGGCCAAGACGAAGCGGCAACACGUUCAACCGACUUCCAGGAACAAUCCAAAACGUGUUCGAUACAGCAGUCGAGUGACUGAUGAGCCGAUGCCAACCCAGCCUGUACAGCAUGAUACUCAGCUGCAAACACGAUUCGCAGAGAUGGAGCGCGCGCGUAACAACUACUACACAGUGCUGAGCAAAGAGCAGGAUCUCCGAAUCCACGCAGCUUACAAUGGCGGGAGUAUGGUCGGUAUUAUCGAAGCUACUGUGGCCGGUGCGCAGAACGCGGUCGUCUUGGCCAGAAUCAAGGACAAACCUAAGACAGUGGAGGACGCGUUUUCCGCCGUCGCACUUCGCCUGGACGAUGUACUGGCGGUUCUAAUGGGAACCGCUCAGUUCGAACCGGACCCUGAGUACGAUCAACCCGAUCCAAGGUUUGCUGCGGCGCGGAUUAGACGCGCAAAACGAAGAUAUGAUGAUACCAAAAGCGCCCUGUACAAGCUUUGUGUUGAGCUUGGAGCGGAUGAACCUGGUGAGAUCGUCAUCGGGAAUCGUACGAGCCGAUUCUUUGGGAGAGUUUAA